Molecule: messenger RNA, 321 nt
Organism: Pieris macdunnoughi
Lineage: Eukaryota; Metazoa; Arthropoda; Insecta; Lepidoptera; Pieridae
Source: the annotation of a GenBank genome assembly
AUGAUAUCGGGAGAAUACGAGAAUAUUCAUCGCAUUAUAGCAGUAUACUAUCACUUCUUAAACCCUGUUAGUUUAAAACCACACAUACAAUAUAAAGUCGAGUUAUCCAAGUUAAAAGAUAUUCUAGACGCAGUCAAUUAUAAGGAGUGGCUUUUGAAAGGCUCCCGAAGAUGGUUGCCAAACGGGGAAGCACCUUUCCCCGGUUACUGCAGGGCUCCAGGAAAUGAAAAAUGUCUUCCAGUUUUAUGUAAUUGUGAGAAAUUGACUGAAAUAUGGAAGAAAAUGAAAAAGGAAGGCGGAAUAAAACCCAAGUAUAAAUAA